UUGAGUGUCAUGGCAAAGGCUGUGAAUACUUAUGUACAUGUGCUUUUUUGUUUUUUAUUUUUAAUAAAUUUGCAAAGACUUCAAACAAACUUCUUUCACGUUGUCAUUAUGGGGUAUUGUUUGCAGAAUUUUGAGGAAAUUAAUGAAUUUAAUCCAUUUUGGAAUAAGGCUGUAACAUAACAAAAUGUGGAAAAAGUGAAGCGCUGUGAAUACUUUCCGGAUUGGUGUUCACCAAGGCACAGGGUUCGAAGCGUACAUAUUCAACGCGUCGGAGCACUCAAACCAGAUUUCUGAAGCUCUCAAAGUCUGGCUUACACCUGGGAUUUUACUCCGAGACCAUUUUCUGCACUGGGACAACUUCAAUCAACUCCAGAACCGAGACAUCUCUAUCAGCAUCAUCCCUGCACCGAGACAUCUCUACCAUCAUCCCUGCACCACUUGUGCCUUCUCAGCGAUGAUCUUCAGGAGGGACGAAGCGCCGCAGCUCCAGGAGGACGAUCCUGAGACCGGAAUGAGUGGACUGCCGGACAGCAAUGGAACAUGGAGGGAGGAAACUGUGGUGGAUGUGCACCGGGGGAGGAGGAGAUGGAGGGAGCAGGUGAGUGAUGAAGAGGACAACAUUGAAGAGGCCCCUCCCCGUAGAAGACAGCGAGCGGAGUAUGAGGAUGCCGUUGAUGAGCUGAUCGACUUCAUUAGUUUGGAGAGGAGCUCGUCCCGUUCCUGGCACUUAUCCACUACAGUGGAGUUCAUUCCAUCUGCAGAUGCUCCCUCCAGCAGUGAGCAUUUCUGGUGGAGGAUGAUGAUGAGGGAGCAGAUGAAUGAUGAAGAGGACAACGAUGAAGAGGCCCCUCCUCUUCAUGUGGAGCAGGAAGGUGACAACGGCUUAACCCCUUUGUGGAGCUUAUUCCCAGCUUUGGAGUGCAUUCACAACAUGCAACAGCACUCUAGUAGUGAACACUUCAGGGGGAGGAGGAGACAGAGGGAGCAGAUGACUGAAGAGGACAAUGUUGAAGAGGCCCCUCCCAAGAAGGCGGUGUGUGGAGCAACAGGAUGAUGACCAUGAGGUGUCUGAGCUCACAUAUUUGAAGAAGAGCUCAUACACCUUGUCCCUUACAUUGGACUUCAUUCCCACUGUAGAUGGGAAUGUCUUUAUCAGCAUGGCCAUAGUAAUUCUGGACCCAGCUGGAAUUGUUUCUAUUCCCAUCCAAUUCUAGUUAUUAUUAUAUUUUUAUUAUUAACUACUAGCUAUUAAGCUACCAUGAGGUAAACUGUAGUAUUAGGAUCUUUAAAAAAUCUUUGGAAAAUAUUUCAGUUCUAGGCUCCAGCAUUAGUCUUUUUUUAUUUUUAUUUUUUAAAUGUGUGGAAAGUAUUUCAUAUGUAGGUUCUAGCAUUAGCCAUUUUUUAAACUGAGGUGAGUAUUUUAUCCUUUCUAAUCAUGAGGUAUGGUAAGUAUUAAUUGAUACCUUAUGUUCUGUUGUCUUAGGGUUGGCCAGCCCACUUUUUUCCAUUGCUCCAUGGUCCAGUUCUGAUGCUCACAUGCCCAUUGAAGGCAUUUUCGGCAGUGGACAGGGGUCAGCGUGGGCACUCUGACCAGUCUGCGGGUGUGUAGUUCUUCUGUGGGUUCGGACCAGACGACCUAGCCUUUGCUCCCCACAAACAUCGGUGAGCUUUGGGUGCCCAUUGCCCUGUCGCCGGUUCACUGGUCGUCUUUCCAUGGACCACUUUUGGUCCACUGCAUACCGAGAGCCCCUCACAAGACCUGCCAUUUUGGAGAUACUCUGACCCAGUCGUCUACCCAUCACAAUUUGGUCCUUGUCUUAGUCGCUCAGAUCCUUACGCUUGCCCAUUUGUCCUGUUUCCAACACAGCAACUUGCUGUCUAAUAUAUCCCACCUCUUGACAGGUGCCAUUGUAAUGAGUUCAGUAUUAUUCACUUCCUGUCAGUCAGUCUACUGUAUAUGCUUGUAUUCACCUGAUUUUAAAUCCUAAUGGUAAAAUAUCAAAUCUGUAAUGUCAUAAAAGCUACAAAAAUAUCAGUUGCUACAUAGGCUAAAGACUGACAUCAAAUCUGUGUUAAAUGUAUAGGCUUUGUACAGAUUUCUGUUGUGUAUUUAGGAUAUAUGCAUUACUAUAAUGUAUAGUUAUCAAAUUUAUAUAUACACUGAAUGUGUAGGCUAGACAUGUUAGUGCUAAAGUGUGUGAUGUCCAUUUUUGUUAUUUUUUAUUAAACACGAUAAACUAUUUAUUAAUUAA
This is a messenger RNA of Ictalurus punctatus (channel catfish), 2252 nucleotides long. RefSeq lists its product as uncharacterized. Lineage: Eukaryota; Metazoa; Chordata; Actinopteri; Siluriformes; Ictaluridae. The record is from RefSeq and is a predicted model, not a curated record. The coding region runs from base 455 to 1054 and encodes 199 amino acids. The transcript is spliced from 3 exons.